Otolemur garnettii (small-eared galago) is the source of this 1736-nucleotide messenger RNA. RefSeq names its product potassium channel tetramerization domain containing 13 (gene KCTD13). The record is from RefSeq and is a predicted model, not a curated record. The transcript is spliced from 6 exons. Lineage: Eukaryota; Metazoa; Chordata; Mammalia; Primates; Galagidae. Gene Ontology annotation, biological process: protein ubiquitination; proteasome-mediated ubiquitin-dependent protein catabolic process; negative regulation of Rho protein signal transduction. Gene Ontology annotation, cellular component: Cul3-RING ubiquitin ligase complex. Gene Ontology annotation, molecular function: protein binding; ubiquitin-protein transferase activity. The coding region runs from base 194 to 1183 and encodes 329 amino acids.
CUGCGCAGUUGCCCGGAGCCGGCUUCCGGGUAGGGCGAGCGCUAUGGGGUGGAGGGCCAGUUCUUCCUAGUAGCGGCGGCGAGUGGGCGUGUACGGGGAGGGAUCUAGCCCUAGGUCAGGGGUCCAGGAGUCUUUGGGAGAGGGUCGGAGGGUGCAGAGAGCCUGGGAUAACCUCCUGCCGCCACCAUCUGUUAUGUCGGCCGAGGCCUCCGGCCCGGCAGCAGCCGUGGCCCCGUCCCUGGAAGUCCCUAACCCCUCUUGUCUCGAGCCUGGCUCCACCGCCUAUGGACUCAAGCCGCUGACCCCGAAUAGCAAGUAUGUGAAGCUGAACGUGGGCGGCUCGCUGCACUAUACCACGCUGCGCACCCUCACGGGACAGGACACCAUGCUCAAGGCCAUGUUCAGCGGCCGUGUGGAGGUGCUUACCGACGCCGGAGGUUGGGUGCUGAUUGACCGGAGCGGCCGUCACUUUGGUACAAUCCUCAACUACCUGCGGGAUGGGUCUGUGCCACUGCCUGAGAGUACCAGAGAACUGGGGGAGCUACUAGGUGAAGCACGUUACUACCUGGUACAGGGCCUGAUUGAGGACUGCCAGCUGGCGUUACAGCAAAAAAGGGAGAACCUGUCCCCGCUGUGCCUCAUCCCCACCGUGACAUCUCCCCGGGAGGAGCAGCAGCUCCUGGCCAGCACCUCCAAGCCCGUGGUGAAGCUCCUGCACAACCGCAGUAACAACAAGUACUCCUAUACCAGCACUUCAGAUGACAACUUGCUGAAGAACAUCGAGCUGUUUGACAAACUGGCCCUGCGCUUCCAUGGGCGGCUGCUCUUUCUCAAGGAUGUCCUGGGGGAUGAGAUUUGCUGCUGGUCUUUCUACGGGCAGGGCCGCAAAAUCGCCGAGGUGUGCUGCACCUCCAUUGUCUAUGCCACGGAGAAGAAACAGACCAAGGUGGAAUUCCCAGAGGCCCGGAUCUUUGAGGAAACCCUGAACAUCCUAAUCUACGAGACUCCCCGGGGACCAGACCCAGCUCUCCUAGAGGCCACAGGGGGUGCAGCUGGAGGAGGUGGGGUGGGCCGAGGGGAGGAUGAAGAGAACCGAGAGCACCGUGUCCGCAGGAUCCACGUCCGGCGCCACAUUACUCAUGAUGAGCGUCCUCAUGGCCAACAGAUUGUGUUCAAGGACUGACCUUUGAUCUUUCCCCUGCCUUCCUCCUCCCCUAGGACCCAGUUCCUGUCUGUCUUUUCCUCCCCUUCCCAGACCUUUGCCCCGGCUCUGCUGGCCAAGUCGUGGGUCUUCUGUCCUUUCAUUGCAUGGUGCAAUUCACGUUGGCCCUUUUCCAUUCAUUCCCAUCUCUUGCUAACAACAUGUUACAUUCUAGCCACUCCUUAAGUCUAAACCCUUCAGAAAGUCAACAUGCAUCUCCUCAUCCCCAUUCUUGUCCUGCUUUCUUUCCCUCACCAGCUGGUUUAGAAUGAUUCAGAAUUCCCUUUUUCCUUUUUAAGUACAUGGGCCCUGCCAAAGUGUCAAGCCCAUCCUUAGUACCAUCCACCGCACUCUGAGCCACCCUGCAUUGCGCAGGGUAAUUUGCCACCCUCCCCAGCCCCGCAUUCUCCCUAUCUCCUUAACUUUGUACAGGCUGGCCUGGGCCUGCACCAGCUCAGUGGUCUUCUCAGUCUGUUUCAUAUUUAUUUAUUAUUUUAAUUUUCUAUUAAAUUAUUGAAAUAAAGUUGAGUUGAGA